AUGCCGCAAUCCUUAGACGAUCAAUAUAGUCUUGGAGACUCUAUCGUUGAUAUGGGGGGUGGAGACGGAAUUGACGAUCCCGUUCAAGAUAAUCGACCGCGUAUAUUGAUAAUGGGCCUAAGGAGGAGUGGAAAGUCUAGCAUCCAAAAAGUGGUUUUCCAUAGUAUGAACGCGAAUGACACACUUUUCCUUGAAUCUACCAAUAUCAUAAUCAAAGAAGACUUCCAGUCGUUCAUCGACUUUCACGUGUGGGACUUUCCGGGACAGCUCGAUUUUUUCGAUCCAACUUUUGAUACAAAUGCUAUUUUUGGAGAAUAUGGAGCAUUAAUUUUUGUUAUAGACGCUCAAGAUGAUUACAUGGAGGCUUUAACGCGACUUCACGAUACGGUGACACGAGCCUAUAGAGUCAACCCUAAUCUUUUUUUUGAAGUGUUCAUACACAAAGUUGAUGCGUUGUCCGAUGAAUACAAGAUCGAAACCCAGCGUGAUAUUCAUCAAAGAACUACGGACGAAUUGGCAGAUUUUGGAUUGGAGAAGGUUUCAUUGGGAUUUCACUUAACCAGCAUUUAUGAUCGCUCAAUAUUUGAAGCAUUCAGCAAAGUAAUUCAAAAACUUAUACCGCAAUUGCCAACAUUAGAAAACUUGUUGAAUAUAUUAUGCGCGAAUUCUGGAAUAGAAAAGGCAUUCUUAUUUGACAUCAACUCCAAGAUUUACAUAGCUACAGAUAGCUCCCCUGUAGAUAUUCAAUCUUACGAAAUUUGCAGUGAGAUGAUUGAUGUUAUUUUUGACAUUUCCGAAAUAUACAGUAAGCGAACAAGCACACGUAAUGAUAGCGGAAUGUCGCAAAGUAUUAAAAGCGCAAUCCAACCAACAACCGAUGAGACUGCAAGUGACGCAUCAUCAUUAGUUAGGCUGCAUAAUGAUAUGGUGUUGUACCUUAAAGGCGUCAACAGAUUUCUUGCAUUGGUUUGUCUUAUUCCAUCUGACAAUCUUGAAAAGCAUGGGUUGAUAGAUUACAAUUUCCAGUGUUUUAAGCAAGCAAUAACAGAUGUCUUUGAUUUAAAACGUCUGAGCAUUGAAAGAAGGCUAGAAGAAGAUAUAGAUGACGAUGACAUUAGUAUCUAA
Messenger RNA from Acaulospora morrowiae, 1125 nucleotides. Lineage: Eukaryota; Fungi; Glomeromycota; Glomeromycetes; Diversisporales; Acaulosporaceae. The record is from the annotation of a GenBank genome assembly.